CCGUGCAGCCGGCGCUGCCACAACCGGAAGUUGCUGGUCAGCGGAGGUGGUGGUCCCGGCCGCUCGGGAGCGUCUCUGGCUUCUCCCUCGGAGCCCGCCCGGCCUGUUGCCAUGGUGUUCUACUUCACGUCCAGCGUUGUUCCCGCUGCUGCUUACACCAUUUACAUGGGAAAAGAUAAAUAUGAAAAUGAAGAUCUAAUAAAGUAUGGCUGGCCAGAAGAUAUUUGGUUUCAUGUGGACAAGCUCUCCUCUGCGCACGUGUACCUCCGGCUGCACAAGGGGCAGACAAUGGAUGACAUCCCAAAGGAGGUUUUGAUAGACUGUGCACACCUAGUCAAAGCUAACAGCAUUCAAGGCUGCAAGAUGAACAACGUCACUGUGGUGUACACCCCAUGGAGCAACUUGAAGAAAACGGCAGACAUGGACGUGGGACAGAUUGGGUUUCACCGGCAGAAGGAGGUGAAGGUCUUGACUGUGGAGAAGAAGGUGAAUGAAAUCUUGAACCGGCUGGAGAAGAGCAAAGUGGAGCAGUUCCCAGACCUGGCGGCCGAGAAGGAAGCGCGUGACCGGGAGGAGAGGAAUGAGAAGAAGGCCCAGAUCCAGGAGAUGAAGCGAAACGAGAAAGAGGAGAUGAAGAAGAAGAAAGAGAUGGAAGAGCUUCGGAACUACUCUUCCUUAAUGAAGGCGGAGAACAUGUCUUCCAACCAGGAUGGCAAUGACUCAGAUGACUUCAUGUAAACAAAGGCGCCCUCCUUUUGGAAGACAAAGACGGACUCUGACAUCGUAGCUCUUUGCUGUUGAUGCUCAAAACUAGCAAGUGAACUCGAGAGUCUCUGUGCUCGUUUCAUCAUUCUGGGCAGCAUUUGGGAGGAGGUGGGCGGCUCUUCUUCCUGGACGGAAUAUCCCCGCAGGUGCUCAGAGGAGACAGCCGCUUCCGGUUCCAGAGCCACAAGGAUGCACAUCUUCCCAGGGGACAUUGGGGAGGUGGCAGCGGCUGCUUGAGCCAUAGAAGUGCCUGGAACCUCCCUGGGGAACAAACCGUUAACUCUUAGACCCGAGGAUAGCCCCACCUUGCAGCACUUGGGUUUAGUUUUGUUAUGGAUAUGUGGCCCCCUCCCCAAUAGAAUGCACCUGUGUUGAGAGCCUGGUUCUCCCUUUGAAUUCCACAGGAGUGUGAGCUCAGCACAGCUGCGUUCCCAUGCUGCAAAACGUUUGUCUGGUGCUUGAGAGCAUCACUCAGCGAGCAGCCACGUAGCUCUCCAGCUGCUGCUUCCAUGCGGUCUCUGCAGCCCCACCGUCUGCCCGCGCAGGGCCAGCUGUGGGAACCUUCCAGAGCUCUAGCCAGAUAGCUGGGGGUAGCAUUGCUUCUCUCAACUCCAGAGGACCAUCUUGGCUACUGGCACUUGCCUUGACAGGCAGGCGAGUGACUUCUUGCUCAGUUCUCUUUUGACUAAUGCCAUUGUACCCGCUCCAGUGACAUUCUCCUUUGCAGCAAGCGUUGACUCUUUCCCCUUUUCUUUUUAAAAAGCAGGUGAUGGGGCGGUUCUUUUUCAGCAUGCUUUGCUUCCACAGUUGGGCAUAUUCUCUCUCUCUCUCUGUCCUCCACUUUCUGGGUGUCUUUUUUUCAGGGUAUGGGGGUUGCAGAGGACGUCCCUGGUUGCUUGACUUCCCUCAGCAGGGAAGAGGGCAAGGUGGACUCACCCGGCCAUUGCUUGGCUUUUCCCAAGUUCCUCUCCUAGGUUCAGAGCAUCGUUAUGGGGGAAAGCAGCCGCUCUUGAAGGCCAGCCCGAGAUCGUGGGGAUUUGAAAGCUCCCUGUUUGCUCUCAACGUCUCCCAGCGGUGUCAGGGAGCAGAGAGGCUGGCCUCAGCCUCUCUGAUGGCUUCUGUUGCUCCCGCUUCUCCUGGCUCAAGACCUGGUUCUGGGUUUUUAGAAAGCACAUUCUAAGCGGUCCAAGGGUCAAGGCCAAGCGCACGCCCAAAAAAGCACCACUUGAGUCUAGGCCAGCCUUCCCUAACAUGAUGCCCUCCACGUGUUCUGGGCUACGGCUGUAGUCACCCAGCCGUGCUGCCUGGGGCAGCUAGGAGUUGUCGGCCAAAAUGUUUGGAGGACACCAGGUUUGGGAAGGCCAUUGCGUCUGCAGAGCAGCCCUCUCUGUGUCUGCUAGUCUUGAGAGCCACACUAAAGCAAUGGAAGCCAACAAGCAGGAACCAAACUCAUCCCUUGAGUCAGUGUGAUUAGAAUUAUAGUACCCGCUUAAGAAAAACAGCCCCCAUUAUGUUGCCGGCUUUGUCGUGAUAAAUUACUUAGAAGAA
Rhineura floridana is the source of this 2313-nucleotide messenger RNA. RefSeq names its product coiled-coil domain containing 25 (gene CCDC25). The transcript has 9 exons. Lineage: Eukaryota; Metazoa; Chordata; Lepidosauria; Squamata; Rhineuridae. The record is from RefSeq and is a predicted model, not a curated record. Bases 112 to 738 code for a protein of 208 amino acids.